Messenger RNA from Protopolystoma xenopodis, 546 nucleotides. The record is from the annotation of a GenBank genome assembly. Lineage: Eukaryota; Metazoa; Platyhelminthes; Monogenea; Polystomatidea; Polystomatidae.
AUGGGCUUUGACAAGUCACGUUCACAGUACAGUAUCUCUACUCAAGAAAGUGACACAAUGAAGCAAAUGCUUCAGAUGAUUGGUUUCAACAAUGUCGCACAGGGCGACGUGGAAUUUGCCGUCGAAUUCCUAAAAAAUGCCGGAUCUGAUGUUCAGCAGAUUAAGAAGGAGAUCGAGCGUCAACCACCAAAUCGAGUGGCUCCUACUGUAUCUACGAUUCGUCGAACUGCGCCUCCACCGCCCCAGCCUUUACCCAUAACUCAUGGGACUGUGCCUGGCCCGCAGCGACCUCCAAACCCCUAUGUUCUGCCCGGCCGCCAGCAUCCCAUGGCUCCUGUUCAUCCGCCACCGCCACCUCCACCUCCACCACCUCAAUCUGUUCCACCACUCAGAGCUAGUCGGCCGCAUCCACCUGCUCCAGUUGCCGUGCCUGUACCUCCUGUCCCGCCAGCGCGCGUCACUCCGACCAAAGUCUUCCCAUCCCUGCCAUCUGUCCCAGACUCUGCCUCCGGACUCAAAGUUGAAACUUCAGCUAUGGCCCCGCCA